AUGACUGUAAAGUGUGAUGGGAAUUAUCCCACUUGCUCCCACUGCGAGAGAGCCAAGGUUCAGUGCGUUGGCUUAGAUCGAGACUCGGAGAUCGAGGUUCCUCGAAGUCUUGUUUACUACCUAGAAGAACUUGUUGCACAGCUGGAGCUUGAGCGAGGGCGUCUGGCAAGGAACCGGCCAGGGCCUGAGGGCACAACUUCGCAAUUUGAUGAUAUCCAACCGGACCCAUCGCUCUUCUCGGUCGAAACAGCAGCGGAGGAUCAUUUCAAGACUGCUUAUAAACUCGCAGCUAUAACAGCCAAGGAGAGCGCACCCGCGUGCUCUUUAGGAAACCGACCGCGACAUGUCUUGCCAUACCAUAAAGCCUUCUUCAUGAACGCCGAACUCCCCUUUCCCCUUGCCUUUGGGAGUCACCGCACAAUCGAUGUGCCCAAUCCUGCCAAUGGAUCAAGCUUCACUCAACUCCCAGACGAAGUUGCAGACAAACUUAUGGCUGUCUACCUCAAUCGCAUAUCACCUCAGUAUCCAAUCUUUUCGAGAGAGGACGUUAACGACAUAUUCCAGCGCUUUAAACUGUCUGUAAAUGAUUCUCAAAUGGUAACACCGGAUGAGCGUUUCAUCAUAUGGAUUAUUAUGGCUAUAGCUGUGCUCUCGUCUACUGCUGACGACUACCGGAAACUGGCCUCAGUCGCCGAGUCGUUGCGUCGGAAUGCUUUUAGCCAUUUCGACUUCGAAUUUCGAAAUAAUCAUGGAACAACUACUACAAUCCAACAGCUACUUCUCUUGUUGCAGUACGGAUUUCUACUUCCAUCCUCUACAAACCUGUGGCAAGUAGCUGGCGACGCGAUGAGAAUCGCUGUUGGGCUGGGCUUACACCAAGAUACUCCAGCCGAAAGUGGAUUUGACGAGGAGACGGCUCAUUCACGCAAGAAGUUGUUCUGGACACUCUACGCUUUUGAGAGAUCAAUCGCCAUCACGUCACACCGUCCGUACGCCAUUGCCGGGGACCAAAUUCACACGUCUUUUCUUGAUUCUCAAGACGUUCCGGAUACACCAGACGAGGCAAUUGGGAAGACACCGUAUAUCAGAUUCUUUGAUCGUGUGGAAAUUCUCCGAAUACAGUCGGAGAUAUGUUCGGUGAAUAUUGGGAUGCGACCUCUGCCAAACUCGCAUCUGACCCACGAAGCUUGGAUCGCUGACAUCGAGAGAAGGGUUUCUCAUGCUAUGGCUCAUGCGGCCAAUCCUGACUGGUGCAUGUUCAUGUCUAGGCACGCUACCUUGCUUCUUCAUAUGCCUUGUGCACGCAAUCCCACACCAUGCGAGCGCUCUAUCCUGAAGUACCUUGACGCGGCCGUCUGCACGGCUAGAGCCUACUGGGAUCUGAUCGAGUCAAACAACUUGGACUGUCCAUGGCAUGCAACCCAUCAUUGCUACGAGGCAGGGAACCUAAUCCUCUACAGUCUUUGGCAUUUUCGCGACCUCAUUAAGAGGCACUUUACAACCAAUCAAAUUUUUGAAGUUGUUCAUCAAAUAUCCGGAUUCUUCAUACUUGUUGCCACAAGAUGGGCAGCAGCUCAGCACUGCGGUUCACUUUUCGACCGACUACGAACCGGGGCUCUGAGCUUUUUCAGGGACGAAACCACUUCUGACCCUGAACAAAGCCUCGAGGCUCGGCAAUUGAGGGAGCUGGUCUUUAGGGAAAAUGCUGACCUUCUUUACGCCCGAGAACAGCCUUCACCCUCAGCAAUAGGUCCAUCGGCAUUUCCGACCGCCUUCCCCGAGUUCGAGAUUGACCAGUUACGAAUCAAGCGAGCUUAA
Molecule: messenger RNA, 1818 nt
Organism: Clonostachys byssicola
Lineage: Eukaryota; Fungi; Ascomycota; Sordariomycetes; Hypocreales; Bionectriaceae
Source: the annotation of a GenBank genome assembly